AUGAUUUCAUGCUCUCAUGAUGUUUGCCACGGUACCGACAAAAACUCAGCACAGGUUCAUCGGAGCCGUAGAACGACCCCCAAUUACACGCUACGUGCUCGAGAACGCCUGAACCACCGCCAAGAGGUAACCAGCUACUCGGGCCCCCUUGGAGUGCCACCAUCGGGCUCCGACACUCUGCGUUCCUCAGGCAGCCUUUGUGGGAAGUCAUCCAUGUCUGGUGCCAGUGGCGCUAGAUCGGGCAUGUCUGGGAGCAGAAAAAAACAGAUGGAAAUCUAUGAACGCCGCGAGGUGUACAGCUUUUCGCUGAAACGACCCCAACUGAAGCGUCGACACACCAGUCUGGAGUCGGCGAGCUCAGCCAUUCAACCGGUUGUUGCACGGCCUGAGCUUAGCGCCACUCUGCAACGCGUUAAGGCGGAGACGAGCAAGAAAGCUGGCAAGCCAAGCAACGAACCCGUGAUGCCGACCUACGAGGGUGUUCGCAGCUACACUCACGAGCCAGCCAUCGAGAUGCACCACCCUCUUCAGGUCAGCCCUCACUAUUGUCCCGGUGUUGUAUGCGGAAGAGGAUAA
This is a messenger RNA of Protopolystoma xenopodis, 576 nucleotides long. NCBI's taxonomy places the organism in Eukaryota, Metazoa, Platyhelminthes, Monogenea, Polystomatidea, Polystomatidae. The record is from the annotation of a GenBank genome assembly.